GUGUGCCGGCGUGGUGCGCGCAGGCCCCUCAGCCAUCGACCAUCCGCUUUUUUUUUCUCUUCUUCUUCUUUUCUUCUCAGCGCCAAAUGAGGAAGGUGUCGGUUUGCGAUGCCAGGGGCUGACCUCAGGGGCCAACCUCCGCUGCUGACGUCGCUCCUCCUCGCGGCUCGUCGUCGCCGCGCAGCCCCGGAGUCCCGUGGCGCUGCGAGUCUCCCGCCGCGCUCGGAGGAGGCGAUGCCUCCGCACCAUUCAUUCUCAGGCAGGCGCGCAGGACGAGCGCACGGACCGAGCCCGACUCCCUGAGACCAGGCGACGCGCAGGCGACAUGGCGGAGGAGAGCCGGGGCAAACGACGGAAACAAGCCAACCCCCGGAGGAACCGAGUGGACGCUGAACAAGUGACUUCCCUGGGAUCGGAGGGGGAGGAUGAGGUGGGCCUGUGGAGCCUGGAGCCCCAGGACUGCCAGGAGAGCCUGGACAAGACGAGCCUGACGCCCAGCGAGGGGACGGAGGAGCCCGGCAGUCCCGCUCGCUCCGCGCGGCCACACAGCCUCAGCCCCGGCAGCAGGAACUACUGGUUGCAGGUGGAGCCGGAGGCCGAAGGCGCCGAGGACGCCAUCCCCGCAUCCGCCACCGACCGGGAAGGAGACCAUGACACAUUGAGGAUGUACUGUAAGAGCUCAGACUCCCAGAAUGCCUUGGAGGACCUGGCUCACUAUGAAUUUCUGGCCCAGCUGAAGAAGGCCUCCACCUCCGCCAGUCUCUUGGACCGCCUGAGCCACAAUGGCGCGGCAGCGGCAUACCACCAGGGCAGCAGGCACGACGACCUGCCGCCUGCUAUCUGGUCACCAGGAGCUCAGCACUGCUCACCUGAGGGAGCAGAUGCGGAGAGGAACCAGCAAGUUUGUCCGUUCUGCCACAGGAUGUAUCAGCGAGGAGCCACUUUGAGGGAACACAUCAAGUACUGUCAGGAGAGGGAGGGGGGCCACAUGGUCUGUCCACUCUGUGGAUACACUGCCCCCCAUAGGGCGCAGAUGGAGCAGCACCUGGCACUUCACAAUCAGAUGCAAGACAAGAGUCCCAUCACGCUGGAUCAAGGCGUGGAGACCAGGAAGUUCAAAUGUAUGCAGUGUGGGAAAGCAUUCAAGUACAAACAUCACCUCAAAGAACAUCUCCGCAUCCACAGUGGUGAGAAACCCUACGAGUGCUCCAACUGCAAAAAGCGUUUCUCUCACUCUGGCUCCUACAGCUCCCACUUGAGCAGCAAAAAGUGCCAUAGUGGUGGAGGAAAUGGAGGGGGAAAUACAGGAGGAGCCAGCGGGGCAUUUAUUGGACAUAGCCAAAGCCCCUACCACCCCUCAUUUCUCCCAUCUCCCUCUGCAGGCAGGGGGAGAAACAGUAAUGACAAGGGUUCUCCUUUGUCUUCGCAGAACCAAGAUAACUCCAGGUCUCUGGGCCGAGUACCAGAGGAUCCUCAUCAGCUUUUGCUGCACGACCCCAACCAAAACCCUGCAGCCUUCGCCAAAGCUUUGGAUCUGGCUCGGCUGUGGGACCCCUCAGCAGAGCUGUCUCUGAGGGCCAGUCUCCUCAAGGGGACCACCAUGCUGCCUUACCACUACUCUGGGUCCAAGUUUGAGCAGAUGCUGCAGGAGAUGCUUCACAGGGAGGUGAAGAAAGAUGAGGAGAUGGACAGAGGAGGUGACGCUGCAGCAGAGGAAGGGCGGGUGGCUCACAAUGGUGGAGGGCCCGAGAGGAAAAUGUCUCCUGAGAGAAGGAGAGAGUCAGGUGAAGGGGAGAGAGGUGUGCUUGGGGUGACGUGUCGCUGGUGCUCCCAGCUUUUCCCCAACGUGGCAGUGCUCCUGCAGCACGAGCGCUACCUCUGCAAGAUGAACCGCGAGGCAGUGGAGGUGCUCGAGGGUCUUCGCAGCAAAGACCACUCCUCACCACCUCUGUUCUUCCCCAGAUCAUCGCUCCAACCAGAGAACAGCAAACCAUGUGAACUCACCAAUGGCCUCUCUGGAAACAACUCCCCAUUGCACAAGCCCGGCUGGCACGCUGUGCCGCAGCAGCUUCUGAUCGCGAUGCACUCUCCCCCACAGCACCGCCAUGACGCCCUGUCCUCACGUGCAUAUUGGUCCAGCCAGGAAAAGGGGAGCCCGAGCCAACCAAUCAACAGUUCCCCAAAUCUGUCAUCCCCCAGAGCCCGGAGAAGAGUUCCUUCCUCAGGAUUCAGCUCUCCCGUGUGCCUCGACCCCACCAACUGCCUUCCUGAGAUCUCCUCGCCUCAGAACCGGACUGGCAGCCCCUGGUCGUCGCAGAACGAACCUCUGGACCUCUCCCUGCCCAAGCAGCUCUCCGACCAAGAAGGGAGGAACAAGGCUGUCAACGGCAGCUCAGCCAGAGGUGAGAAGAGAGAGCUUGGGACCCAGCAGCAGCUGAAGAGACUCAUGUCCAACUUAAGUCCAACUUCACACCUACCCUUUCACCACCACCCGGUCUACAGCGGGGCCCGAGCUCCUUUGUUUCCAGGGUCCUUGUACAAUGGCUUUUCAAUCAUCAACCAGUCCGGUUUGGGGUACUCAGGACAUGAUGCCAUCACACCGAUUCCAUUCAGCCAGCCAGCUAAUAGCGCUGGGUUUCUCUCUCCUAUGGCUUACAUGAUGGAGGCAGAUGCAGAGGCCACGCUGAAAAAGAUCCACCAGGAGAGACAAGCUAUCAUGGGUGAGGUGUUAAGCCGCGGAGCUCUGGACUACCUCUCUCUAAUGGAUGAGAGCCUGGAGGGAGAGGGCGGGCCCGGGAGGAAGAGGCUGAAGAAGACGGACGAGGGGAUGUACGCCUGUGACAUUUGCGAAAAAACCUUCCAGAAGAGCAGCUCUCUGCUACGACACAAAUAUGAGCACACAGGCAAACGUCCUCAUGAGUGCAAGAUCUGCAACAAGGCCUUCAAGCACAAGCACCACCUGAUCGAGCACAGCCGGCUGCACUCCGGAGAGAAACCCUACCAAUGUGACAAAUGCGGCAAGCGGUUCUCUCACUCCGGCUCGUACUCCCAGCACAUGAACCACCGCUACGCUUACUGCAGCAAGGACCAGGAUCCAGACCAAGACCACGAGGAGAUGCCUUUCACCCCGGGGGCGGGCAACAUCGUUCUCUCGGGUCGGCUGGCGGACGAGACCCCGCUGUCUGCGGAGGACACUCAAACCCCACACUCUUUCCUCAGCGAUUCCAGUCUGGACGGAGCCCCAGAGGGACUCAAAGGGGAAGAGGAAGAUAAAGAGGCAGGAGUUAGUGACGGCCAUUUGGAAGAGGCACAUGGGAGUCUGUCAGGGGAGCAGUUGGAAGGUCACCCGGUCCAAGAUUCACCUCCGAGGGAGCAUGGAGAUCAAAAAGAGAGAAACAACUGCGACGUUGGAAACCAUACUGACAGUGCAGACAGCCACAUGUGGGACCGCGGCUCCGAGGACCAGAGUGGAGACUUGGACAAAUAUGAACUAAGCCUGGAUAUAACAGAUUUACCCAGAAUAAAAACUUAGGGUGACUUUAACAAGCCAAUACAAUGCAUAUACUGUACAGUAUAUAUAAAAGACUUGAUAAUUCUUUUUUUUAUCUAUCAUAUAUAUAUAAUAGCUCCACCGAUUUUCUUUUUAAUUGUAUAACAUGAAAAUGCACAAAAACUGCCAAAGCAUAAAAUGCCUUAAAGUGGAUCAAGCCAUACAACCAAAAUAUAUGUGACAAUACAAAUUAUAGUAUUUUAUCAUGCAAAAUAGAUUUGAUGUACCUGCAGUGUUCUUAUUUUGUUUGUUUGUUUUAAAUACAUUUUGGUUUUUUUAUACUUAAAUCUUUAUAAUAAAAAAAAAUUCCAUAAUGUUUUUGCCAGGACAGCUACAAUGUUUGGGUUGAUUUUCUGAGGUCAUGCCACAUUUUUAUACGCUUGCUGCUGCUGACUGCUUUGGUAUUUUUUUUUUUUUUUUUUUUUUCAUUGUUUAAAAAUUUCGCCUGUUCACAUGUAGAUACACACCAGUGAUCGGGGUCCUGUGUGAUUGACUGCCGGACAGAGGGACAUCUAUUACUAAGGUUACGGCCUCAAGAUUAAGCACGUACAUUAGGUACAUAAGAAACUCAUAGAUUAUCCCAAAUCACAUAGUAAAGAAUUACUGCUAAAAAAGGAGAAGAUAGAUUUAAAAUGACAACCCAUGCAAUUUCACAAACCAUAUUGGUCAUUACUGUCAUGUUUUCUUUCCAGGAUGUGGUGUUAAGCCGCAGAGCUCUACAGACCCAUCAACAGAAUCACCUGUGGCCUUGUUAGAAUGUUUACUCCUCGUAAUAAGCCAAAGGAAUUUUUUUGGGGGGGGGAAUAUCCUGUGGUAUAUUUUGCCACACGUCUUUACCUCUAUUUUAAGAAUUAGCAAUAACCGUUUUCGACUAAAACGCCCGUGCAGCUUUUGCUUUGUCCCAAAACCAGCGAGUGCGUGAGUAAACAGUAUACAGUAGAAAGUGAUCGUAGCCAGGACUUUUGCCAUUAAUGCUGUGAAAUCACAAGGUACAACCAACUCAUCUCUUCAGGGUAACUCUGCUGCUCAGUGGCUUUAAUUAAUCAGCAAUUUACUUAGUAUUUAGAGCGAGCGGUAAGAACAGGAAGAAACUGGGGGGCAUGUUGAUUAUUUAUUUUUUAAACAAGCAAAAAAAAAAGGUGGACUGCACCAUAUUUAAUUGUGUGGAACAGUCAUCUCGCACUGUCUCACCGUUUGUCCAAUAAUCACUCGGCGCUGCUUUUUUUCAUUUGAUGCCAAAAGGUCUCGUCAUGUGCUACAGCCUUUUUUCACACUUGUGGAACAAUGAGGUGUCACACUGUUCAGGCAGUCUGUUGAGAUGUGGCGAGAGGGUCAAGACUCAGGACACGUACAUCUUCUUUUUCUUCUUUUUGUACUUCCUCCUUCUGACUGCAGUGUAGUCAACGUGCCUCAGAUGUGCUCAGUCCGACAAAGCCUUGGUACGACAAGAUAAGAUGGUGGUGCAUGAGGUGUGACUAAGUGUGUGUGUUCGUGGGAGUGUGUGUGUGUGUGUGUGUGUGUGUUUAUCACCAAAGAUAUGCAUAUGUGACACGCCAACUGCCAUCCUACUCUUGCGUAGUUCCUCACCUGUUAUUUCUGUGUCCCAGAAAAAAACAAACAUUUACUUUCACUGCACACAUUUUAAUGUAAAGCAGUAGUUUUCUUUUUUUCUACCGCCACAAAUGCAACUUUUGUAUUAACGUUUUAUAUAUAUAUUUUUUGCAUGUUUGUGGAUGUUUGUAAUAAAAUUGUACAUAUUUUA
Molecule: messenger RNA, 5312 nt
Organism: Scophthalmus maximus (turbot)
Lineage: Eukaryota; Metazoa; Chordata; Actinopteri; Pleuronectiformes; Scophthalmidae
Product: zinc finger E-box-binding homeobox 2-like
Exons: 8
Coding region: 326-3532 (1068 amino acids)
Biological process (GO): regulation of transcription by RNA polymerase II; anatomical structure development
Molecular function (GO): DNA-binding transcription factor activity, RNA polymerase II-specific; RNA polymerase II cis-regulatory region sequence-specific DNA binding
Source: RefSeq, a predicted model, not a curated record